AUGCCGGCAGCGAUGAAGGCUGCGAUAUCGCUGGUGGGAAGCCAAGGCGUUGUCUCGGCCACCGAGGUCCUCCUCGUGGCCGCCAUCUUCUGCCUGGUCUUCCUGCUCAUCCAGUCCCUCCGGCAGCACGUGCCCAAGGGGCUGAAGAACCCCCCAGGACCCAGAGGCUACCCCAUCCUCGGCAACGUGCUGGAGCUGAGGAAGGACACGCACCUGGUCCUGACCAGGCUGAGCCAGAAGUAUGGGGACGUGAUGGAGAUCAGGAUCGGCACCCGGCCCGUCCUGGUGCUGAGCGGGCUGGACACCAUCAGGCAAGCAUUGGUGAAGCAAGGAGAAGACUUCAUGGGGCGCCCUGACCUCCACAGCUUCCAAUACAUUUCGAACGGCCAGAGCCUGGCCUUCAGCCCCGACUCAGGGGAGGUGUGGAAAGCCCGCAGAAAGCUGGCCCAGAACGCCCUGAAGACCUUCUCCAUCGCCCCCAGCCCCACCUCCUCUUCCACCUGCCUCCUGGAGGAACACGUCUCCAAGGAGGCCGACUACCUGGUCACCAAGUUCCUGCAGCUGAUGGAUGAGGAGAAGAGCUUUGACCUUAACCAGUACCUGGUGGUCUCUGUGGCCAACGUCAUCUGUGCCAUGUGCUUUGGCAAGCGUUACGACCACAACGACCAAGAGCUGCUCAGCUUGAUGAACCUCAACAAUGAAUUUGGGGACGUGGCUGCUGCUGGCAACCCCGCUGACUUCAUCCCCGUGCUCCAGUAUCUUCCCAGCCGCACCAUGGAGCUCUUUAAGGACAUCAACAGGCGUUUCAGUUUCUUUGUGCAAAAAAUUGUCCAGGAGCAUUACACCAGCUUUGAUAAGGAGCACAUCCGGGACAUCAUGGACUCACUGAUUGAGCACUGCCAGGAGACGAGCGUAGGGGAGGAUGCCCGCGUCCCGCUCUCCAAUGAGAAGAUCAUCAACAUCGUCAACGACCUCUUUGGGGCAGGCUUUGACACCGUGACAACUGCCUUAUCCUGGAGCCUCAUGUACGUCGCCUUGUACCCCGACAUCCAGAAGAGGAUCCAGGAAGAACUAGACCAGACCAUCGGCCAGGAGAGGAGACCGAGGCUGUCGGACCGCGGCACGCUGCCCCACACAGAAGCUUUUAUCCUGGAGAUGUUCAGGCACUCCUCCUUCCUGCCCUUCACCAUCCCGCACAGCACGACAAAAGCGACGGCGUUGAACGGCUAUUACAUCCCCAAGGAUACCUGCGUGUUUAUCAACCAGUGGCAAGUGAAUCACGAUGAGAAGCUUUGGAAGGACCCCUCGACCUUCAACCCCGAGCGGUUCCUCAACGCCGCGGGGACCGAAAUAAGCAGGACGGAGAGCGACAAAGUGAUGGCUUUCGGUUUGGGGAAGAGGCGAUGCAUCGGGGAGUCCAUCGGCCGGUGGGAGAUCUUCCUCUUCUUGGCCACCAUGCUGCAGCAGCUGGAGUUCAGCCUCCGCCCCGGGGAGGAGGUGGACAUCACUCCUCAGUACGGACUGACGAUGAAAUACAAGAAAUGCGAGUGCUUCCAGAUUAAGAAGCGUUUCCCCGUGAAGAGCUCUCCAUAA
Messenger RNA from Aptenodytes forsteri (emperor penguin), 1593 nucleotides. RefSeq names its product cytochrome P450 1A4-like. Gene Ontology annotation, molecular function: heme binding; iron ion binding; oxidoreductase activity, acting on paired donors, with incorporation or reduction of molecular oxygen, reduced flavin or flavoprotein as one donor, and incorporation of one atom of oxygen. Lineage: Eukaryota; Metazoa; Chordata; Aves; Sphenisciformes; Spheniscidae. Gene Ontology annotation, biological process: progesterone metabolic process; hormone biosynthetic process. The record is from RefSeq and is a predicted model, not a curated record. Bases 1 to 1593 code for a protein of 530 amino acids. The transcript is spliced from 6 exons.